GUGUCUCUAUAAGCUUCAUAAAAUAGCAAAUCCGAUCUGAUUGUUGAUGACAAGCUGACAACUUCAAGAUUUUGUAAUUCCACAGUAUCAUAUUUUUCUAAUAUAAUUUAAAUAAAGAAGAGCUACAUAAUAAUUUAUAAAGCCAUUAUGAAUCAUUGCUGGAAAGAUGAAGCAAUAGAUCUGGUUAGACGCCCUUUAGCUGAGACUGGGCAGAAUGGAAGAAAUGAAGAAAAUGGUAACUCACAGUUAGUUGAAAGUAAAGGACAUCGGUUGCAAGCUCAAAUUGAAAUGAUUCAUCGAGUUUUGAUUCAAAGUGGAGAUCUUUCCAAGUUACGAGAACUGUCAGCCCGUACUUUAUACACAGGCAGCUGGAAACAUGAUGUACUUUCUCUUUGUAAAGAGGCUGUUCGGACGCAACCUGAAAUCUAUUAUGAGCCAAUCUACAGUGCUGUUAAAAAUAUAGCUAUGAGUAAAAUUAGCAAAGAAGCGAGACAAGAAAUUAUAGCUGAAGUAAAGAAUUGUUUUCUGAAAGCUUAUAGAAUUGAUAAUUCUCAAAUGAUGUCAAUAAAAAAGGAUGAAAUAUGACUAAAUAUAUGAUGUCUGUGGCAGCUAAUGGCUUAACAAGAUUGGUUUUGUCUGUUAUUGUCUUAGUGUUUAAUGAAAUUGGAAACAUUUUGUACUGUCAUAUAUUUGUAAGUUUAUUGUGAUUUGUAUAGACUCUUCUGUGUCAAGGCUUAUUAUUUUUUGUGUUGUGUAAUAAUUAAACAUCUUUUCCAUCUUUUGUAGUAAUAAAAUAUUUUCUCUAUUCAA
Parasteatoda tepidariorum (common house spider) is the source of this 810-nucleotide messenger RNA. The record is from RefSeq and is a predicted model, not a curated record. NCBI's taxonomy places the organism in Eukaryota, Metazoa, Arthropoda, Arachnida, Araneae, Theridiidae.